UAUUGCUUUAUAUUGAUAAAUUUAACUUUUCUUGUUAUUUGUGUAGUCACCCAUUUGUAACUUGUGGUGUUUGAUUCUUGCAUGGGUCCUCAGAGUGACCGUUACUGUUCGGUUUUAUCCUUAUCUCAUUUCUCAGCUGGAACACCUCUGAGUGCAGAUAACCUCAGAGGUGACCAGGGUGUGUCCCUGUCCUCUUCCAUCUAUAAAACCUCCUAUUCUCGUGCUGAAACUCCACAUUCAAACUUAAUCGUCAGACAAGAUGAGUCUCUCUGCAAAGGACAAGGCAACAGUGAAGACCUUCUGGGCCAAGAUCUCUUCCAGUGGCGAGGAAAUCGGCACAGAUGCUCUGUCCAGGAUGCUGGUGGUUUACCCACAGACCAAGACCUACUUCUCCCACUGGAAGGACCUGAGCCCCGGCUCGGCCCCGGUGGUGAAGCACGGGGCCACGGUGAUGGCUGGAGUUGGUGACGCUGUAGCCAAAAUCGACGAUCUGACAUCAGGGCUCCUUAGCCUCAGUGAGCUGCAUGCCUUCACUCUGAGAGUGGACCCCUCCAACUUCAAGAUUCUCUCCCACAACAUCCUUGUGGUUUUGGCCAUUAUGUUCCCCACCGACUUCACUCCUGAGGUCCAUGUGGCCAUGGACAAGUUCCUGGCUGCUGUGGCCCGUGCACUGUCCGAGAAGUACAGAUGAACAGCAAAUAAAGCAGGAAGCGACGGACAACA
Xiphophorus couchianus (Monterrey platyfish) is the source of this 723-nucleotide messenger RNA. RefSeq names its product hemoglobin subunit alpha-2-like. Gene Ontology annotation, cellular component: hemoglobin complex; blood microparticle; haptoglobin-hemoglobin complex. Bases 260 to 691 code for a protein of 143 amino acids. The record is from RefSeq and is a predicted model, not a curated record. Gene Ontology annotation, molecular function: oxygen binding; haptoglobin binding; heme binding. The transcript is spliced from 3 exons. NCBI's taxonomy places the organism in Eukaryota, Metazoa, Chordata, Actinopteri, Cyprinodontiformes, Poeciliidae. Gene Ontology annotation, biological process: hydrogen peroxide catabolic process; oxygen transport.